UAACAGCUGUCUCUGACAGGUGUUUUAUYCUUGUGUUUUUAUAUUGGACACGUUUUACGUCGCUUAUUCUAAUAAAAUGACAUGAAUGCAUUUAAGGAAAAGGAAAGAAAAUCCGUGAAAUAAAAAAAAAGUUGACGGAAGCUUGGUGGAGGUGAAAGGUCAGGACACCGCCUUCAUGUCGCUCUGUUCUGUGAGGCGCAGCACAUUUAGUCCUUUGUCCCCGCCGGCCCGUUUCAGUCCGGACUCAUCUCUGUGCGUCUGAGGAUGAAGAUCGCUCUGCUGGGAGCCACUGGGCAGACGGGGCAGCAUCUGGUCCGACAGGCGCUGGAGCAGGGCCACGCGGUCACCGCCGUCGUCAGGAACCCGGAGAAGCUCGCCGUGCAUCACGACAACCUGAAGGUGGUGAAGGCCGAUAUUUUCUCAGCCGACAGCCUGAAAACUCAUUUCCAAGACCAGGAUGUGGUCAUGUCCUGCCUCGGCUUCCCGGCCUCCUUCUUCUCGGGGGUGACGGGCUACACCGCGUCCAUGUCCGCCGUGAUCGGCGCCAUGCGACAGGCCCGGGUCGGCAGACUCAUCACCAUGACRUCCUGGUACACGGAGCCAAACUCUGGAGCUCAGUCCUCGUACCUGAUCCGGUUCCUCCUGCUGCCGAUGAUCCGCAGCGUGCUCAACAACAUGUACGAGAUGGAGCACUUCCUGCAGAAAACAGAGGACAUCAGCUGGACCGUGGUCCGGCCCCCCGGCCUCAAAAACCUGCCGGCCUCAGCUCAGGAGUUUCUGACCCAUGAGGGAUACUUUGUUCCCGGCGGCGGCGGUCAGCCGGCUCGCAGCUCGGUGGGCAGAGGGGACGUGGCUCGCUUCAUGCUCUCUUUGCUCAACAACAACGCCUGGGUCAAACAGGGCGUCGCCAUCACCACCAAGUGAGGGGAAAACACCAGAGGGACAAUGAUUUACCUUUCAGUCGGACAUGUCUCCGUGCUCGUCACCCACYGUUUUUACCAAAGAUGUCGUGCGAUUCGUCAGAGCUUCAAUAAUSUGUURGGGAUCAGUCUCAGCUACUACCACAUCAAAUAUUAGCUCAAURUCUGUCAAAUUAACYGAGUUACAGCCAAUGUUUUUACUGCUAAUGUCAGUUAGCUGGGGCAGCMAUCUUGAAGCUUUACUUUCUGAGAGUUUCAAUCAGGUUCAUGAGAUAUUUUGCUAACAAUCACACACAAAUUAGCCCACCAAUAUUAAGUAUAAGUAAUAUUAAAUAAGGUUUUCUCUUCACSCAUUAGAAAUAGUUUUAUUUUUGCGUCUGGGGUAAUUUAGAAACUAAUUAAAACGUUCUUAAUUAGUUUCUGUUUUUGCAGCAUCUUCUCUCUUUCAAAAAGUGUCGUUGGUUCUGUUCUAAUUACAGAUUUCAGUAAAAUGAAGAGAGGAUGGGCUCRCGCCGAGAAACAGUUGCUUUUUAAGUAGAAACAUUACAUAACUCUUAAAAA
This is a messenger RNA of Austrofundulus limnaeus, 1481 nucleotides long. Its product is annotated as flavin reductase (NADPH). The record is from RefSeq and is a predicted model, not a curated record. The transcript is spliced from 5 exons. Bases 265 to 924 code for a protein of 219 amino acids. NCBI's taxonomy places the organism in Eukaryota, Metazoa, Chordata, Actinopteri, Cyprinodontiformes, Rivulidae.